Molecule: messenger RNA, 3558 nt
Organism: Pundamilia nyererei
Lineage: Eukaryota; Metazoa; Chordata; Actinopteri; Cichliformes; Cichlidae
Gene: tox
Product: thymocyte selection-associated high mobility group box
Exons: 10
Coding region: 469-2262 (597 amino acids)
Biological process (GO): leukocyte differentiation; regulation of transcription by RNA polymerase II
Cellular component (GO): nucleus
Molecular function (GO): chromatin DNA binding
Source: RefSeq, a predicted model, not a curated record
GGCACCGCAGCACUGAGCACACGCGCAGCGGCGGCAUCAGCAGCAGCAGCAGCAGCAUCAGCAGUGGAGGAAAAUUCAAACAGAGUCCCAAGCAGGGACAGACAGGGUCCACGACGUCCCCUGUCCGAACCAUACACAGGGCUAACGGACGCACUAGAGGAAACGGUGCUUUUUAAAAGCACUACUUCAUUUUAACGUUUGUUUUUAACGUGAGAAGUACGUGAACAGGGAACUUUGCUCCCCAGAGCAGCAGUUUUUUGGGCAGGAAAGCCGGUGUGUGGAGAACAGCGUCAGCCUAAAACUUCGCUGCCUCUCACAGCUUGGUUUAAGAAUUAUUUCACCAGUUAGUUCUGUCUUUGAAAAAGUUGUUUUUUUAGAGUAAGCUCAGGUUUUUGUUAAAUCUCUUUAAUUUUGAAAUUACAAAAGCAAGGAAAGAAACUCGGAAGAGAAGUGGAUGUAUUUCCAGCCAUGGAUGUAACAGUUUACCCGCCUCCUCCUCAGUCUCUAGCCGCGCCAGACCACAAUAGAUUGGGACAGAUUUCCUACCCUGACCCGGCCUUUGGGACCAACAAGCUGGAUGGGGACACCAUGUUCCUGGGUAUGCCAGAACCAGGCCUUGACUUCGCCUCAACCAAUCAGUUUCGUGUGCCACAUCCCCCUCACCCUCUCAACAAGGUGACACCACCCUCACAGCACUGGAGGAGAGACGCACACAUGGCCGAAACACAUCGCCUGCCCUGGUCAUACCCAGUCAGUGGUUUGGGCGAUGAUGAUUUCAACAUUCCACCCAUCACUCCUACCCUGCCAGAUCACAUGGUACCCCCUCACCUCCCCCACAACUCCCCGUCUGGACCGUAUCACUCUCUGGACCCUCCCUCCAAUUCAGCUCCACACCACCCCUACCAGUUGCAGGGCAUGGAUUUGCCCAGCAUGCCUGGUAACCAGGAUGGGGCCACUAUGUUGAGCCAAGAUGGAAGCACAUUCAGCCGGGAUGGUGGCCCAAUGACUAGCACUCUGUCUGUGAUGCAGCAGAUGGUGAAUUCAGAUUCUCGGUUUACCAGCAGCCAACAGCCAAUUGAAGCAGCGCUUGGGCCCAAGAGCCAAUCAGGCAUGAGCCAGCAAAACCAGUUGUCCACCAUCAACCAAUCCCAGCUGGGACUGAGUGGGAACUCUGCUACCCAUAAUUCCCCUUCACCUCCUGGAAGUAAAUCUGCCACUCCAUCUCCCUCCAGUUCAGCACACGAGGACGACAAUGAUGAUGGACUCAGGGGAGAGAAGAGGCCAGCAGCAGCGGACAUCUCCAAGAAACCGAAAACGCCAAAGAAAAAGAAACGAAAGGACCCCAAUGAACCAGUGAAGCCAGUGUCUGCCUACGCGUUGUUCUUCAGGGACACCCAGGCUAAUAUCAAGGCACAGAACCCCAAUGCCACCUUUGGGGAGGUGUCAAAAAUUGUGGCCUCCAUGUGGGAUGGUCUGGCAGAAGAAGAGAAACAGGUGUACAAGAAGAAGACUGAGACAGCUAAGAAGGAGUAUCUCAAACAGCUGGCUGCCUACAGAGCCAGUCUGGUUUCACAGAGUUACAAUGACCCAUCUGAAAUGAAGCAAACCCACUCUUCCUCCUCAUCUUCCCCCUCUUCUACCUCCAUGAUUACACCCAAACAUUCAGUGUACCCUGGUCACCCAGGGCAGCACCCUUCCUCCAGCCCACUCAGCCACCCUCUCCCUCCUCAUCACCAUCAAGGCAUGUACAUGCCCUACCCUCACCCCUCACACCCUUCCCACACCUCGAGCCCUGGCCUCAGCCCCCAUCUUCCCCCUCCCCACCCUCAGAUACAUCCCCAGCUCCAGGCUCUGUCCUCCAGAGGGACGGUGCCACGAGCCAGCGUCCCCCAUCAGGGAGCCAUGUCCCUUGGCACUGUAGCGGCCGCAUCCACCCCUCCUCUCCAGAUCAGCCCUCCGCUCCACAGCCAGGCACACCUGGGAGGGCUGCACAAUCCACACCAUCAGCACCAGCAGCUCAGUGGCCACUCAAUGGGAAUGGCACACUCCCCUGCUAUGACACAGGGCUACCUUCCCUCCCUCCAAUCUGACUACCAGCCAAUAGGUGGAGGUAUCAUGAACAGUGGAGCAGUGAUGUCAUCAUCGGUGGAUUACCACCAGAUGGGUCGGCAUACACCGAAUCAUCACCCCUCUCUGGACUGGAGCACUGAUUACCAUGGCAACGGGGCUCUCCAGAGAGACAAACCUCUGUAUCUGAGCUAAUCUCAGGACCAAAUGGCAUCAACCUUCUGCCAAGCCCUUCUACUGCCACACCACAGAACCUCCAGCUUGUUCUCUCCAUCCUUAAACACAGCGAGAGCCAAAAAUCAGACUCACAGUGGAUCGUCUAAAUCCGUAAUAAAUUAGUUUAUCUCUUAAAAUAAUAGUUCCAGCAACAGAAGAAUGGAACAUUUCUCGAGAAUGCUGACAAAACAUCUGCAUUUGGCGCUUUCUACUGUCUGUUUACUGCAUUGUACCACCAUUGAACUGAAAAUGUGUACACCAGCAUGGAGAGGUAUAUUGGUGUAUAUACUCCAACCUUUGUCUGAUUUCCCAUCUGCCCCAGUUCCUCUUUUGCAAGGAUGGUGUUUACAAUUAGUUGCUGUAAAUUGCUGUAACAUAAUCUUUUCAGUUGUCCAUAUAAGGACAAUUACUCGUUUCUUUUUUCUUUAACUCAUACUUGCGGUCUCCUUCUAUAGCCAAAGUCAGAGGAACGGCAAAAAAAACAAAAUGUUAUUAACCAAAUACGACACAAAUUGUGUUUGAUAACUGGUUCUUUAAUCACAUGAACGUUAGCCCUCAGUUUGAUGCCGUCUGGUCUGAAGUCCCACUCGGUGUCUGCAGAGACAGAGAACAUAUGGUUACUGUGAGUGUGGAACACUGCGAUAAUGACUGAAAUCCCACCGCUUCGUUCGGCUCAAGACAAAUUGGAAAAAGAUCUGGAAGAGCACCUGAAGCUGUUUGUUUAACCAGGCACCGACUGUGAAUAAUUGUGUACGAUUAAAGAACGUUUGUUGUUCUCUUGAUGAAAUCCACUGUAUUUUAGUCCAUGAAAUAAUAAAAUGUCAAACAAUUGUCUGCUGAAAAAAAACAUCCCUUUGUAUGAUGACAGCUCCUCCUCCUGGCAUAUGUCUGUUGAUAAUAUUGAUUUGGAUCCAAACUGUGUGAGUGUGUGAAGUGUUAAUGAGAACGCACAAGUGGGUUGCAUGGUCUCCUUUGUCAUCUCUAUCUCUCUGUUCACAGAGGCUAUUUAAGAAACUUUAACUGUUGCUGGGUUGGCUGUGUUUAAAUUUGUUUUUGUUUUGUUUUUUUAAAAUCAGCUUUUGUUCUAGUGUUAAUGAUAAUGAGACAUAUCGCUCUCGUUCUGUAUCUCUUUGUAUUAAUGUGUUUUUUGUUUGUUUGUUUUUUUGGCAGAUGAAAGCACUCUGGGCAACAGCACCCAUUAUGGUUUCCUUAUUUUUAGAUUCUAAUAAUGUGUUUGAGAAUAAAGUCAACGCUGCAUUGACAUGCAGUCAUUAC